Epithele typhae is the source of this 1293-nucleotide messenger RNA. RefSeq names its product salicylate hydroxylase. Gene Ontology annotation, biological process: secondary metabolite biosynthetic process. NCBI's taxonomy places the organism in Eukaryota, Fungi, Basidiomycota, Agaricomycetes, Polyporales, Epitheliaceae. The record is from RefSeq and is a predicted model, not a curated record. Bases 1 to 1293 code for a protein of 430 amino acids. The transcript has 8 exons. Gene Ontology annotation, molecular function: FAD binding.
AUGUCUACCACCAAGGAUUUCCAGGUCACCAUCAUUGGCGGCGGGGUGUGCGGAUUGGCGUGCGCUAUCGCGCUCCAGAAAGCAGGGCUUUCCGUCGACCUGUUUGAAGCAGCGGGUGCUUUCGGCGAAAUCGGUGCAGGCAUUGGACUGGGGUCUAAUGCUAUCCACGCCCUGAAAGCCAUGGGUCUAUUCGAUGCCGUACUCGCCAAAAUUAACCCUGCGAGUUUUCGGCUAGGAGUUUUCUGUUCUAUUCAGGCACUGGAGCCCAUGAACUCAUCUACGAAGUACGCACAUCCGACUAUUUUCGUGCAACGGUGUUCUAACCCCUCAUAUCACUAUGCCGUCUUCCUCGACGCGCUCGUCGGACUCAUCGACCCCAAGUCCGUGCACUUCAAGAAGCGCUGCACCUCCGUCGCCCCAUCGGCCACCGACCCUGACCGGGUCAUCGUCACCUUCGCCGACGGUACCUCGCACGAGACCGACCUCGUUCUCGGUGCCGACGGCGUCCGGAGCAAAGUGCGCGACUUCGUCGUCGGCGCGAGCGAACCGCAGCGGGUCGUGUUCAGCAACGCCGUCGCGUACCGCGGCCUCGUCCCCCACGCCGUCCUCAAACAAGCCGGGUUCAAGACGACGCUGACGGACCGCCCGGCGUGCUUCAUCGGCCCGGACCGGCACAUGAUCGUUACCCCCCUCAAGAACGGAGAGCUCGUCAACGUCGCAGCGGUCACCGCGCGGUACGACGUCCCGAUGGAGGCGUGGGCGCCGGACACGCCGUGGACCGCAGACGUCCCGCGUGCGGAGGUGCAGGAGGCGUACGCGGCCUGGGGCUCCGACGCGCUCACGCUGCUCGCCUGCCUGCCGGAGAAGGUGCUCAAGUUCUCGAUGCACGUCGUCCACCCGCCGCUGGAGUCGUACGCCCGUGCGCGCGUUGCGAUUCUCGGAGACGCAGCGCACGGGAUGUUGCCCCAUCUCGGGGCCGGGGCUGGACAAGGAAUCGAGGACGCGCUGCUUCUUUUCCGACUCCUUACCCACGCGCAGACCAAGAAAGAGAACCUUCCGGCCGUCCUCACAGCCUACUCCCACGUGCGACGGCCGCGCUCACAGGACGUGUGGGAAGGCAGCAAGCGCGCGGGAAUGAUCUACCACCUCCGCGGACCGAGCGGGGCGACGCACGAAGGGAUCCGCAAGGACAUCGUGAGCGGAAUGUGGCAGACGGUAUGGAACUACGACAUCGACAGCGACAUCGUCCGUGCUGUCGAGCACCUGCAGGCAAGCGGCACCUUCGCCGCUUGA